CAUCGGACCAACUCCGUGCUCUGUGUUACUGUGCUACCUGUCCUGAGGACCUUGUUGGGGGCUGUGAGCAAGUAGCCAGGCGCUAACUCCUCUCUUGUGCCGCAGCGUUCUGAAGAUCACUCUGGGAAAAGGGAAGGAUGCCGCUCUUCUUCCGGAAGCGAAAACCCAGCGAGGAGUCUCGGAAACGCCUCGAGUACCAGAUGUGUCUGGCGAAAGAAGCCGGUGCAGAUGACAUUCUUGACAUCUCUAAAUGUGAGCUCUCCGAGGUGUUGAUUGUCCAUACGAAUCACCUCACUUCCCUGCUUCCUAAAUCCUGCAGCCUCGUGAGUCUUGCAACCAUCAAGGUUCUGGAUCUCCACGAUAACCAGUUGACGGCUCUUCCUGAUGACAUAGGACAGCUGACAGCCCUCCAGGUAUUGAAUGUGGAAAGGAAUCAACUGGCAUACCUCCCACGUCCCAUUGGGAACCUGAGCCAGCUCCAGACCCUCAGUGUGAAAGACAACAGGCUGAAGGACCUUCCAGACACCUUGGGGGAACUCCGAAGCUUACGUACGCUUGACAUCAGUGAAAAUGAGAUUCAGAGACUGCCUCAGAUGCUGGCUCAUGUGCGAACCCUGGAGACACUGAGCCUCGACGCCUCAGCCAUGGUCUACCCCCCACAGGAGGUGUGUGGCGCCGGCACUGCAGCUAUCCAGCAGUUCCUCUGCAAAGAAUCUGGGCUGGAAUACUACCCCCCUUCCCAGUACCUGCUGCCAGUUCUGGAACAAGAUGGAGCCGAGAACUCCCAGGACAGCCCUGACGGGCCCACGGACAGGCUCUCCAGGGAGGAGGUGGAAUGGCAGAAUAGGUUCUCAGACUACGAGAAGAGGAAGGAACAGAAGAUGCUGGAGAAACUUGAGUUUGAGCGACGCCUGGAGCUUGGGCAGCGGGAGCACGCCCAGCUGCUUCAGCAGAGUAACAGUCAGAAGGACGAGAUUCUUCAGACAGUCAAGGAGGAGCAGUCCCGGCUGGAGCAGGGCCUGAGUGAGCGCCAGCGCUACCUGGAUGCAGAGCGGCAGCGGCUGCUGGAACAGCUGAAACAGACGGAGCAGAACAUCUCCAACCGGAUCCAGAAACUCCUGCAGGAGAAUCAGAGGCAGAAGAAAAGUACUGAGAUUUUGAAGUCACUGGAAAAUGAAAGAAUAAGAAUGGAACAGUUGAUGUCCAUAACCCAGGAGGAGACUGAGAACCUCCGGCGACGUGACAUUGCUUCCGCCAUGCAGCAGAUGCUGACUGAGAGCUAUAAGAACCGGCUCAUCCAGAUGGCCUACGACACUCAGAGGCAGAACUUGGUCCAGCAGGCCUGUUCCAGCAUGGCUGAGAUGGAUGAGCGGUUCCAGCAGAUCCUGUCAUGGCAGCAGAUGGACCAGAACAAAGCCAUCAGCCAGAUCCUGCAGGAGAGCGCGAUGCAGAAGGCCGCGUUCGAGGCUCUGCAGGUGAAGAGGGACCGGAUGCAUCAGCAGAUCAGGAACCAGAUUAAGUUAAUAGAAACUGAGUUAUUGCAGCUGACACAGCUGGAGUUAAAGAGGAAAUCCCUGGACACAGAGACACUACAGGAGAGGAUCUCCGAGCAGCGCUGGGCCCUCAGCUCCCUGCUCCAGCAGCUGCUCAAAGAGAAGAAGCAGCGAGAGGAAGAGCUGCGGGACAUCCUGAUGGAGUUAGAAGCUAAAAGCGAAACCAAGCAGGAAAAUUACUGGUUGAUUCAGUAUCAGCGGCUUUUGAACCAGAAGCCCUUGUCCUUGAAGCUGCAGGAAGAAGGCAUGGAGCGCCAGCUGGUGGCCCUCCUGGUGGAGCUGUCGGCCGAGCACUACCUGCCCAUCUUCGCGCAUCACCGCAUCUCACUGGACAUGCUGAGCAGGAUGAGCCCCAGGGACCUGGCCCAGGUGGGCGUCUCGGAGACUGGCCUGCAGCAACAGAUCCUGCGGCGAGUCCGGGAACUGCUGGAUGUGGCCAGGAUGCAACCAGAGCUGAAACCACCCAAGAGUGAGGUCCUCAGAGCCCUGGAGCCCCCCACAGCCCCCCAGGAGCCUCCUGAGUCAGUGAGGCCAUCAGCUCCCCCUGCAGAGCUGGAGGCACAGGCCUCAGAAUGUGUCGUGUGCCUGGAACGGGAGGCCCAGAUGAUCUUCCUCAACUGUGGCCACGUCUGCUGCUGCCAGCAGUGCUGCCAGCCACUGCGCACCUGCCCACUGUGCCGCCAGGAGAUCGCCCAGCGCCUCCGCAUCUACCACAGCAGCUGAGCGCAGCCCGCCCGCCCGCCAGGGCCGCCCCUCUGGCCCUGCCUCCACACUGCAGCCCGGGGCUCCCGCUCACCCCCACUCUAGCCAGACUAGUACGAGGCCGUCCAUCCUGGGCCCUUUCCUCCCAGCCUGGGAGCCCCCGCCCCCACCCCACCUUGAUCUCCAAGCACUUCUGGCCCAGGUGGGGGGGUGUCCUGAUCCAUGACCUAGCUGCUCUGAAUACUGUGGACGAGAGAGGGGGUGCCUCUGCUGGUGCUGGGGUCCUUUGUGGCCUGGCGACACAAUCUGGGGUAUGGAGAGGUGGCUAUGCCACCACCAGAGCUCAGGCAGGGAUGAGCGUCCUGGCCAAGUCAUGGUUCUCCUGCUUCCUAGCUAUUUGACUGUGGGCAGAUCACUGCCCUCCAGGAGCAUGGCGUCCUCGUGUGAGAACACACACAGUGCCCUCCCCCUCGGCGGGGUGGUGGGCAAGACUGGCCGAGGGUGAGAGGAGGCCACGGGCGGAGCUGGUGUGUAGGGGACACAAGCUGUCGUGGGCUUGGAAGUGCAGACUGUGCCCACAAGCAGUGCCAGCCUCCCUGGCCCCGCUCUCUGCUGCUCCCUGGCACUCUGGGCCCCUCCUGCUCCACAUCUGCACCGCCUCACCCCACGCAGCUGGACCCAAAGCAGGAAUGUCAAUAAACCCGUCUGCAGCGUGCUC
Messenger RNA from Galeopterus variegatus (Sunda flying lemur), 2973 nucleotides. It is a transcript of the gene LRSAM1, whose product is annotated as leucine rich repeat and sterile alpha motif containing 1. Gene Ontology annotation, molecular function: protein binding. The transcript has 23 exons. NCBI's taxonomy places the organism in Eukaryota, Metazoa, Chordata, Mammalia, Dermoptera, Cynocephalidae. The record is from RefSeq and is a predicted model, not a curated record. Bases 138 to 2276 code for a protein of 712 amino acids.